CGGGAAUUCCGGAACAAGGGCAACUGUCACUCUGGCCUGACAAUCACAUUUGUCAUGAGUCAAAACAUUAACCUUACUUUUUCCAUCCAUCAUCUAUUUCUACUUUUUGAAAAAAAUAUUUGAAAUGGGUAAACUCAACGUGACGGUUAUGCGUUACUUGACGCCAGAGGAUUUCCGUGUCCUCACAGCUGUUGAAAUGGGGAUGAAGAACCAUGAGUUGGUACCAGGACCAAUGGUUGCCUCCAUAGCAAACCUACAGCAUGGUGGAGUCCAUAAACUUCUGAGAGAAUUGUGUAAACACCGUCUGUUAAGCUACGAACGAGGCAAAAAGUAUGAUGGGUAUCGCCUCACCAACACAGGAUAUGAUUAUCUGGCUCUUCAUAGUUUAACAAAACGAAAUGUAGUUGGGUCUUUUGGUAAUCAAAUUGGAGUCGGAAAAGAGAGCAAUAUUUAUAUUGUAGCAGACCCUGAAGGUGAAGAACUAUGCUUGAAGCUACACAGAUUAGGCAGGGUGUGUUUCAGAAAAGUGUCAGAGAAAAGAGAUUAUCACAAACACAGAAAAUCAGCUUCUUGGUUGUACCUUUCCAGAAUAUCGGCUACUAAAGAGUUUGCUUAUAUGAAAGCCUUACAUGACAGAAAAUUUCCUGUGCCUAAACCUAUGGAUUUUAACAGACACUGUGUUGUUAUGGAAUUGAUUAAGGGCACACUUUUAAACCAUGUUAUGGAAGUACAAAGUGUUGAAGCAUUGUAUGAUGAACUUAUGAACCUAAUAGUUCGCUUUGCUGAUUCAGGAGUGAUACAUGGUGAUUUCAAUGAAUUUAACAUCAUUUUAACAGAGGAUGAAAAACCUGUUAUAAUAGAUUUUCCUCAAAUGAUAUCAACACAACAUCCAAAUGCAGAGUUUUUUUUCAAUAGAGAUGUUAAUUGUAUAAAGGAUUUUUUCAAGAAAAGGUUUGCAUUUGAGAGUGAGUUGUUUCCAAAAUUUGUUGAUGUUGAAAGGGUAGAUAAUUUAGAUGCUGAAGUUUUGUGUUCUGGCUUUACAAAGCAGAUGUCGAAGCAUAUUAACAAAGAGUUAGGCAUAGAAAAUAGUAGUGAAUCUGACAGUGAUGGUGAUGAAAAUGAAGAAAAACGUGAGGAAAGUUGUGUAAAUACAGACAAAGGCCAUUCAGAAGAAAGUGAGUCUAUUCAAGAUGAAAAUGCAUGCAAAAUUAAUGAGUAUGCUAGCAUAGAUUUGAUAUUUGAUAAAAUGAAGAUUGAAAAUCAGUCUCCUGAUAAGCAUGAUGCUGAUGGUUCUGUGUUGUCAAGUGAAGAUUGUGACAAUGGAAGUUUGUGGUCAUCAGCUACGACAAUUCCCCCAGAUGAAAUUAAAAAAAGAGUCAAAAAACAAAUUUUGAAUAAGGAGACAAGGGUUCAGAGGAAGAAAUGUGUGGCUAAAGGUGAAGCAAGUGCUGUCACUAGAUCAAGAAGAGAAAAUUUGAACACAAUCAAGGGUAGCAAAGGAAUUUGGGAUGAUUAAGUCUAUUUUAAUGUAAGAUGUAUUGAAGUUAAGCAGAAUAAAGUAAUUUUUAUAAGUAAAGCUUUAUUCAUUCAUAAG
Messenger RNA from Acanthoscelides obtectus, 1594 nucleotides. The record is from the annotation of a GenBank genome assembly. NCBI's taxonomy places the organism in Eukaryota, Metazoa, Arthropoda, Insecta, Coleoptera, Chrysomelidae.